UUCGCAUUUCUUUCUUCAUUUGCUUUUGGUUUGCUGCACGCGACACAAACCUAUUCGCUGCAUAUAUUCUUCAUCAAACAGAAGAGCAUAGAGCGCUGGAGCUUGAUACGCGAAGUGGAUCACAAUGGAGGGAGAAGAUGGGCCGGGCAGUGGGAGAGUAAGAUCAAGGUCGGAGGCAAUGCCUUCGCAGACUGACCACGAGGCGAACAAUGGAGACCGAAACGAGCCACCCGAACAAGAUUUGCGCGACCAGGCUAGGCAGGAAGAUACAGGGCGACCAGGAAGAUCAGCGACUGUCUCUGCAAACGACUUUCAACCUCGAGAACGAACAUCUUUGCACCGCGAAACAUCUGCAGGCCUGCGUCGCCGAGAAACUGCGGAAACCAGAAGAAGUGGCACACAAGGAAAAGCGAGUACAGUAGCAGGUAGGACACGAGGGCUGUCGCUCGCGGGGCCACAAGAAGUGCCUGUUAUCCAGCAAGCGUACGAGCCGUACGUGCAUCCUGGUUACACGGAACUGAACCCAGCCUACGAACAGCCCGCAAAUGCGAAGCCGGUAUGGAGUUUGGCAAAGCCCCUACCUCGCGUGUUGCGACCAGGGAUGGUGCCAACCAAGAGCGAGAUACUGCAAUCGCGGCAGAAUCCGGAGAUGCCUGCAGAGCAGACGCAGAAGGCGGACCUUGAUGUUGAUCCAAAUGACUUGGAGGCAGGUAGGAUCGAGCUCGAAUUGAACCCCAAGAAAGUUUCCGCUCAGCUCAUCGACUCAAGGGCGCAAAGAGAGAAUAACCUCAUCUCCAGCAUCGCAAGGCGAGGUACAAUCCCAACAAGGCUCGAGAGCCGGCCUACGAGAGCGUCUUCGACGGCUUCUAGGAUCGGCAGGGCACGAGCGUCGAGCGCGGCGUCGCAACGAUCGAUAGCUGGCCACAUUGCGCCUCAAGAGGAGGCCGGAAAGGCACAGGAGCCUACGCCAUUGUCUCCGGCAGAAGAUCGCCCGACAGAACCACCACUCGACGCAAUACCUGAGCACGGCUUGCCCCCAGUGCAAGGCACGGAGCAAGACGACAAAGAUGACUCCUCGCUUGCCACUCUUGCGCUUGAGGACGAUGCUGCUAUCUUGCAGGACAUGGAUCCCAUCGAAUUAGUCGAGAAGCCAGACGGCUUGGAAGAAGUGCACAACAACCACACGUGGUGGUCUGUCGUCAGAACACAAUAUCGCGAGUUUCUGGCAGAGCUUCUGGGCACGUUCGUGCAGCUCACCAUCGGCUUCUGCGGCGAUACGCAGGUGACAUUGAAUCGUGGAAGCAACACCCACACCACAGCCUGGUUGUGGGGUAUGGCAACAAUGAUCGCGAUUUACAUUGCUGGUGGCAUAUCCGGCGCUCAUUUCAAUCCAUCAAUCACCACGGUUCUCUGGUUCUACCGUGGAUUUCCGAAGCGGAAGAUGCCCGAGUAUUUCAUUGCUCAAUUCCUCGGAGCCUUUCUGGCCUGCUAUGCUGCGUAUGGGAUAUACUAUGCUGGCAUCCAGGACUAUCUACAAAGUGGUGUUGCGACUGAUGUGGUCAACGGCUUCGUCACCAGCCAGCGGCAUGAGUUCAUUGGCGUUGCCACUGCAUUCUUCAACGAGUUUCUCGGGACGGCUUUCCUAGCAUGCACCGUGCUCGCACUCGGCGACGACAUGAAUGCACCCCCAGGUGCAGGCAUGAAUGCUUUCAUCAUCGGACUCGUCAUUACAGGACUCAACCUCAGUUUUGUUUACAAUACUGGACUCGCCAUGAAUUUUACGCGUGACUUCGCGCCGCGCUUAGCUUUACUGUCGCUCGGAUAUGGAUCGGAACUAUUCACGAACCCUUACUGGGUCUAUGGGCCUGGUAUUGCCACGAUUUGUGGAGCGAUGACGGGAGCUGCGUUGUACGACAUUGCCAUCUUUACCGGUGGCGAGUCGCCGAUAAAUUACCCUUGGACGAGGACGAAACGAAGCUGGAGAAAGGGAAAGGCGAAGUGGAAGAGGAGGGCGAGAUUUCAAAGGAGAGAGAAGAAGGAGGAGAAAUUGACAAGGUGAGAUGUUGAAUGUCAGCAUGUGCAGUUGUCGAACCGUUUAUCGUGCCAUGCUUAUGUGAGAUCAUCAUGAUUUGGAUACAGGGCUGAAUGGGCUGGAAUUCUGGCAACGAACGAGAUAUCCCCAACAGAUUUCGCAGACAGGCAUCAUGAUCGUGUACAGUCGGAAUUGUGAGGCCGGACCAUACAACUUUGUAUCACGUGCAGUCUCGCUCUCGUCGUGCAGUCCGAGGGCGGCGACCCACAAGAAUCGGGAAGGCUAUUCGCGGGAAAUUGGUUAUCUGAUCAUGCCAAGGUUCGUCCGACAUGGCAUUUGCUCAACAUUGUUGAAGCGUAGAACGCUGCCAUGUUCAGCGUGUUGCGAGUUUGCAGGACAGAUGCAACGUGUUCUCCAUGUACUGAAGGGGAAACAAUUUGAUGCAUGAUGCAAGCUAAGGAGCGCAGCUCAAGUACCGAGGCGGGAAAAGGAGCGCGGGCUAAAACAAUCAGCCCUGGGAGUUAGUCAGUAGGACUUGCUCGGUGUGCGGACAUGCAUGCAAUGGACGCGAUCCAACUCCGCGAUUUCCAAGCAGACACGUAGCAAUACCGCACCAUCUGUCAGCUCCGACAGCGACGAACAGAGUGUGAGCAAAAAGGUGUAACCAUGAGGGAAAGAUUUCCGCACUGCAGAAUCGUGACGAAGUUGUAAAGAAGAGGCUUGGCGGGCAGUCGAAAGUUAACUAGUAGGGCGAUCGCGG
Messenger RNA from Cercospora beticola, 2792 nucleotides. RefSeq names its product MIP/aquaporin family protein. The record is from RefSeq and is a predicted model, not a curated record. Gene Ontology annotation, biological process: glycerol transmembrane transport; water transport. NCBI's taxonomy places the organism in Eukaryota, Fungi, Ascomycota, Dothideomycetes, Mycosphaerellales, Mycosphaerellaceae. Gene Ontology annotation, cellular component: plasma membrane. Gene Ontology annotation, molecular function: water channel activity; glycerol channel activity.